AUGGGUUUUGAGAUCACCAGGUUUGAAUUACUAGUGGAACCGAAACAGUAUUACAGAAACGAAUUAGUGGGACUUUUGAAAUGCAAACACAUAUUCAUUACAGCCAUCGGUGAAGUGAUCGCUAAACAAUCUCAAGAUCGGGGUACCACUCAGUUCAUGUCCAUUCCACUCAAUCUAAGAGAUUUAGUAAGAAAUGAUAUGUUGGAAACAGGUCUCUAUCGGAUUCCCUUUGACUUUUAUUUGCAAAAUUUACGUUAA
Molecule: messenger RNA, 258 nt
Organism: Oppiella nova
Lineage: Eukaryota; Metazoa; Arthropoda; Arachnida; Sarcoptiformes; Oppiidae
Source: the annotation of a GenBank genome assembly